GCAAAAAGCCAUUAUCGGACAUCCCUAUUUUAUACCCUUUUUGUCAAAUAAAACCCUUAUUUUGUAGGGAAUAAACAAAACAUGUGCAAUAUUUCCCCUCCAAAAGUCAUAAGUCAAAUAUUAGAUAUGAAGUAGUUGGAGCCUUGAAUAUGUCAACAAUUGACAACAACAUUGAUUAUUGUGAUUCACAAUAAUGGUUUGAACUUUGUUGUUUUGAAAUAAAAACCACAUUAGAAGACCCUUGAGGGUCCCACUCAUAAAAGUGUAAAAGUAAGUCAUACAUUAGUAUAUUUGGCCAGAUUUCAUCCCGCUCAUUUUUCAAAUGAACAUUGUGUUGCAUGAUGUCAUUUUCAAAAAAAGGUCCCGUGUCGACAUGUGUUGUUAUGACUGUGAUUAUUAUUUGACUUGCUGUCGUUUAUUUGUCACUCCUUUAUUUCCGUUGUACUUUUCAAUCAUAUUCAAAGUUGAGUUAGGAUAAUUCACUAAAAACUCACCUUUUCACAUGAAUGAAUAAUCCUGUUAUUGAUCGUGAUUUAUAUACCAAUCAAAAAUCCUCGUGAUUAUUAUUUUUGCCAUAAUCCUCCAGCCCUCAUUGCUAUGAUAUGUUGUGAUGCGUUGUUGUGUUUCACUGUCAUUGUCGGCAUGCUAACAUGGAUGUUUCCAGAAGCCUAUGUGGAGGUGAUGGUGUCAUGUGACACGUCUGGUCUGCUGCUAAAAAUAACACGCACACGCAAACAGUGAGUCAACAAGUCAGUGGCAGAGAAGACGUGUGAGAAGCAGAGGUGCCACUCUGACUGACUUGUCAUGAUGUUGGAGAGGAAGGUUCCUGUUCCUGUUCCUGUUCCUGUUCCUGCCUACGACGUGAUGGCAGUGCGGAGUGUGUGGGAGGUGCGUGUGAGCAAACAUCUUCUACGUCAGAGGAAGGAGCAGGACAGGAAGGAGAGCAGCGCCCUGGCCAGGAUUGAGCAACAAUGGCAGUAUUUUAUCUACUGCAAGACGCUGAAAACACACGAACGCAACCUGCUGGACACUUACCUCACUAGAUCUACUCUACACACACUCACUGCAGAGCAUCCGUCCAAUCAGGAGGCAGAUGUGCAGCAAGCACAGUGUGACAGUCCAGAUGUGAGUAACCAUGGUGACAAGAAGCUGCUGUUCCAGCUGCAUGGUGACCAGUGGAAGGACUUCCCGCGAGAACUGCAGUGGAUGACAUAUUUACAGGAGUGGCACGUGACGGACACCAAGAUCCAGAAGCUUCCAGACUACUUGUCAUGUUUCACACAACUUAGUGUGUUGGAGAUGCCCAACAACGCCCUGAAGGAGCUUCCGGCCGCCAUCGGACAACUGAGCGCACUGAGGCAGCUCAACGUCAGCUACAACCGUCUGUCCGCCAUUCCUGCCCAGCUGGGCCUCUGUGACAACCUGGAGAGACUAGAAGUCUGUGGAAACUACAACCUGUGCCAGCUUCCCUUUGAGCUGAGUGGCUUGAAGAAGUUGCGUCACCUGGACGUGUCUCAGAACAACUUGGCCUCCAUUCCUGUCUGCACACUCAGGAUGUCAUCUCUGCAGCUGCUAGACCUUAGCGACAACAUGCUAACUGACCUGCCACAGGACAUGGACAGACUCCAGCAGCUGCAGACGUUGUUUGUGCACAAGAACCACCUGACGUAUCUUCCUCAGUGUCUGACCAACAUUCCCACACUCAGCAUGGUGGUGGUCAGCGGCCAGGACCUGUCUUGUGUUCCCACACAGCUGUGCAGCAACCCCGCCAUCAAGUUCAUCCGACUGUACGACAGUGCGGUGGGCGACAGGAAGCUGACACAAGUGAGUGGGAGGACGAGGACGAGGACAGAAGAGCCGAGCAGGGACAGCAGCCAGAAGGAGUUCCUGGAAGUCUACGUGGACACGCUGAAAGACCGAGAGGACGUUCCGUACGCCACCACCAAGGUGUCCAUUUCCUGUCUGCUGUGACCCACACAGCCAUGCUAACAUGCUAAUGCUAACCCCUGUGUUGCUACAGCCGCUAGAUAUUUAAAUAGCACUUGAUUGAUUGUCAGCACAAACGCUUUAAGAGGGCAGAAAUGAUUUUGUCAAGAUGAACACAAAGUGCUAACACUUAGCCCUCGCUACGCUACUAGCGACAUUCCUCUCCCGCUAAAACUCACUGGAAAGAUGGAUUGGAUCCUCACAUUUGGUGGCUAUCUUUGUCCGGGCUCAUGAACACAUCCUGCUCUGCCAGAGGAUAAGAAGACUAAGUCAAGUGGCUAGAUUCACAAAAGGUGAUUCAUAGCAUGAAGAAAUUAUAUUACUUGCUAAUAUCAAAUAUUUAGUCAGUGACUAAAUAUUGAUUUACAUUUAGCAACAUGUAUUUACAUAUAAUUAGCAACUAAUAUACUUAACAAUUAACAUUGAAAUGAAUAACAUUUUCAUGUUUUUAGGGACUUAAUAUUUAGAGACUAAUUACUUAUCAAUGUUGAAUAUUUUAAUAAAUAUUUAGCAACUAAUAUGCUGAAGAAUAUUUUGCGGCUAAUAUAAUUAUACAUAUUUAGCAACUAAUUAUAUUUUGCGACUGAAAUAUUCAUAAAUAUUUAGCGACUAAUAUACUUAUAUUUAGCAAAUGCUAACGUAAAAUUAGUGACUAAUAUAUUCAUACAUUUGAGCAACUUAAUAUUUAUUCAUAUUUGGAGGCUAAAUACUUACCAAUGUUUAGUGUUGGAUAUUUUUAUGAAUAUUUAGCUAGUGAUGUACUUCAAACAUGUUCCUGACUAAUUAUACAUAUUUAGCAACUAACCAUAUCUAGUGACUAAUAUAUCCCACAAAAUGUAGCAACUAAUAUCGUUUUUAAAUAUUUAUCGACUAAUAUCCAUACUUUGGACUAAUAUCCAUAUUUAGUGACUAACAUGCACAGCCAUCCAAAUGAUGAGAAUCACUAAUCACUUGGCCUGGUGUAUCAAAUCCAGCACUUAGGCAUGGAGACUGUUUCUACAAACAUGUGUGAAAGAAUGGGCCGCUCUCAGUGAUUUCCAGCAUGGAACUGUCACAGGAUGCCACCUGUGCAACAAAUCCAGUCCUGAAAGUUCCUGGCUCCUAAAUAUUCCAAAGUCAGCUUUAUUGUAAGAAAAGUGAAGAGUUUGGGAACAACAGCAAAGUAAAGGACAUCACCACUGGACUCUAGAGCAGCGGACACACCUUCUCUGGACUGAUGAGUCACACUUUUACAUCUGAUGGAGCAGUCUGGCUUUGGAGGUUGCCAGGACAACGCUACAUUUCUCACUGCAUUGUGCCCAGUGUGACAUUUGGUGGGGGAGGAAUUAUGGUGUGGGGUUGUUUUUCAGGAGUUGGGCUUGGCCUCUUAGUUCCAGUGAAAGGAACUUUCACUGGAACUGUCCAAAACAUUUUGGACAAUUCCAUGCUCCCAACCUUGUGGGAACAGUUUGGAGCGGCCCCUUCCUCUUCAUCCAUAAAGACAUGGAUGACAGAGUCUGGUGUGGAUGAACUUGACUGGCCUGCACAGAGUCCUGACCUGAACCCCAUAGAACACCUUUGGGAUGAAUUAGAAGGGAGACUGAGAGCCAGACCUUCUCCACCAACAUCAGUGUGUGACCUCACCAAUGCACUUUUGGAACAAUGGUGGAAAAUUCCUAUAAACACACUCCGCAACCUUGUGGACAGCCUUCCCAGAAGAUAUAAACACACUCCGCAACCUUGUGGACAGCCUUCCCAGAAGAUAUAAACACACUCCGCAACCUUGUGGACAGCCUUCCCAGAAGAUAUAAACACACUCCGCAACCUUGUGGACAGCCUUCCCAGAAGAU
Messenger RNA from Entelurus aequoreus (snake pipefish), 3815 nucleotides. RefSeq names its product leucine rich repeat containing 2 (gene smim22). Gene Ontology annotation, molecular function: protein binding. The record is from RefSeq and is a predicted model, not a curated record. The coding region runs from base 805 to 1971 and encodes 388 amino acids. The transcript has 10 exons. Lineage: Eukaryota; Metazoa; Chordata; Actinopteri; Syngnathiformes; Syngnathidae.